GGGAGCGAUCUCCAAGCGAGGCAGCAAGAUGGACGCGGGAUUCUUCCGCGGAACAAGUGCAGAACAGGAUAAUCGGUUCAGCAACAAACAGAAGAAGCUACUGAAGCAGCUGAAAUUUGCAGAAUGCCUAGAAAAAAAGGUGGAUAUGAGCAAAGUAAAUUUGGAGGUUAUAAAGCCUUGGAUAACAAAACGAGUAACGGAAAUCCUUGGGUUUGAAGAUGAUGUUGUGAUUGAGUUUAUAUUCAACCAGCUGGAAGUGAAGAAUCCACACUCCAAAAUGAUGCAAAUCAACCUGACUGGGUUUUUGAAUGGAAAAAAUGCUAGAGAAUUUAUGGGAGAACUGUGGCCCCUGCUCUUAAGUGCACAAGAAAACAUCGCUGGAAUCCCUUCCGCUUUUCUAGAACUGAAGAAAGAAGAAAUAAAACAGAGACAAAUUGAACAAGAAAAGUUGGCAUCUAUGAAAAAGCAAGAUGAAGACAAGGAUAAGAGGGAUAAGGAAGAAAAAGAAAGCAGCAGAGAAAAAAGGGAAAGGUCUCGAAGGCCAAGAAGAUGCAAAUCCAGAUCUCCUUCCCCUAGAAGACGAUCUUCCCCUGUCAGGAGAGAGAGAAAGCGCAGUCAUUCUCGAUCUCCCCGUCACAGAACCAAGAGCCGGAGUCUUUCCCCUGCUCCGGAAAAGAAGGAAACUCCAGACCUCCCAGAACCAUCAAUGAAAGUAAAAGAACCUUCAGUACAAGAGGCCACUUCUACUAGUGACAUCCUGAAGGUUCCCAAACCUGAACCUGUACCAGAGCCUGAAGAACCUUCUCCAGAGAAAAAUUCCAAAAAAGAAAAAGAGAAGGAGAAGACCCGACCAAGAUCUCGGUCAUGUACCAAAUCAAGAUCCCGGACACGGUCUCACUCUCCUUCUCAUACUCGACCUAGACGGCGUCAUAGAUCCUGAUCAAGAUCAUACUCACCUAGAAGGAGGCCAAGUCCGAGAAGGCGGCCAUCUCCUCGAAGAAGAACCCCACCAAGACGAAUGCCGCCUCCACCCAGGCAUAGAAGGAGUAGAUCUCCAGUGAGACGAAGAAGGGUUCGUUCAUCAGCAUCCUUGUCUGGAAGUAGCUCAUCAUCCUCUUCGUCCCGUUCCCGGUCACCGCCAAAGAAGCCUCCUAAGAGGACAUCCAGCCCCCCUCGAAAAACUCGUAGGUUAUCUCCUUCAGCAAGUCCUCCCAGGCGAAGGCAUAGGCCAUCGCCUCCAGCAACUCCACCGCCAAAAACUCGUCAUUCCCCAACACCCCAGCAGUCAAACUGUACGAGAAAAAGUCAUGUUUCUGUCUCUCCAGGGAGAACUUCAGGUAAAGUGACAAAACAUAAAGGUACUGAGAAAAGAGAGUCCCCUUCACCAGCACCUAAGCCUAGAAAAGUAGAGUUAUCUGAAUCGGAAGAAGAUAAAGGUGGCAAAAUAGCUGCGGCAGAUUCUGUGCAGCAGAGACAUCAGUACAGAUGACAGAACCAGCAGUCCUCAUCUGAUUCUGGCUCCUCUUCUUCCUCAGAAGAUGAGCGACCCAAGAGGUCCCAUGUGAAGAAUGGUGAGGUAGGCAGGCAUCGGAGACAUUCCCCUUUCCGGAGUGCCUCUCCAUCACCUCCAAAGUGCCAGAAAGAGACUUCCCUUUGGAUACAAAUGCGGAAGCGAUGGGAAUCGCCAGUGACUAAAAGUGGUAGACGGAGGAGGAGUCCCUCCCCACCAUCUACCAGAAGGCGACGUUCUCCUUCUCCUGCCCCUCCUCCUCGCAGGCGCAGGUCCCCCACUCCGCCACCACGACUAAGGACUCCUUCUCCUCCCCCCUGCCGGUGCUCACCUUCCCCAAGAAGAUAUUCUCCUCCAAUACAGAGGAGAUACUCUCCUCCACCUCCAAAGAGAAGAACGGCUUCUCCCCCUCCCCCUCCUAAACGAAGGGCCUCACCAUCUCCACCACCAAAGCGUCAGGUCUCCCAUUCUCCACCUUCCAAACAAAGAAGCUCCCCAGUCACCAAAAGACAUUCGCCUUCAUUAUCAUCAAAGCAUAGGAAAGGGUCUUCCCCUAGCCGGUCUACCCAGGAGCCCCAGUAACCACAACCAAACAAAAGGCAUUCUCCCUCACCACGGCCUCGAGCUCCUCAAACCUCCUCAAGUCCUCCACCUGUUCGAAGAGGAGCAUCAUUAUCACCCCAAAGAAGGCAGUCCCCUUCUCCAAGUACUAGGCCCAUUAGGAGAGUCUCCAGGACUCGGGAACCCAAAAAGUCAAAAAAGGCUGCCUCACUAAGCCCUCAGUCUAUAAGGAGGGUCUCGUCCUCCCGAUCUGUCUCAGGAUCUCCUGAGCCAGCAGCUAAAAAACCCCCAGCACCUCAAUCUCCUGUCCAGUCCCAGUCCCCCUCUACCAACUGGUCACCAGCCGUACUGGUCAAAAAGGCUAAAAGCCCAACCCCAAGUCCAUCUCCAGCGAGGAACUCAGACCCAGAAGGAGGUGGAAAGAAAAAGAAGAAAAAGAAGGACAAGAAACACAAAAAGGAUAAGAAGCACAAGAAGCACAAAAAACACAAGAAGGAAAAGGCCGUGGCGGCAGCCGCCGCAGCAGCCGUCACCCCUGCGGCCCCCGCUGCCCCCACGACCACAUCGGCACAGGAGGAACCGGAAACAGAGCCCGAGCCUAAGAAGGAGACCGAAAGCGAGCCCGAAGACAACCUCGACGACUUAGAAAAGCACCUGCGCGAAAAGGCGCUGAGGUCGAUGCGGAAAGCUCAAGUGUCCCCACAGUCUUAGGCGGGAAUGUGUGUCACAAUGUACAUUUUAUUUGGUUUGUACGCAAUUCAAUUUCAAAAUUGCUAAAAUGUGUUUGAGCUUUAGACUAUAACAUUUGUUGUAAUAAUUGCUAGGUUGAAGUUCACCAUGUAAAAAAAAAGGGGGGCAUGGAUUUACAUUGCAAAAGGUGUCCACAGUG
Messenger RNA from Zalophus californianus (California sea lion), 2960 nucleotides. Its product is annotated as serine/arginine repetitive matrix protein 1-like. The record is from RefSeq and is a predicted model, not a curated record. Gene Ontology annotation, biological process: mRNA processing; regulation of mRNA splicing, via spliceosome. Gene Ontology annotation, molecular function: RNA binding. NCBI's taxonomy places the organism in Eukaryota, Metazoa, Chordata, Mammalia, Carnivora, Otariidae. Gene Ontology annotation, cellular component: spliceosomal complex.